CGCCAUCAUCCCUACCCCUAACUAAACAACAGUUCAAGAGAGACGCACAAGUCGGGGUAGGAAUAGGCUAGCGCCUUUCCUUCAAUAGACCUUCUCCUUCAAUCUUCGAUCAGUCCACACUCGGUGCUGUGCUCGUGAAGUCGUGCUCUCCUCCGUCGUCGAUCAGUCGAGCCCAGACAUUCUCUUUCGUCUUCUCCGCGGCGCCCAAACUCAGCUCGUGAAGUCUUGUUCUGCUCCCAGUCGUCGGCUUGUCGCUUAGCUCCCCUUUAGACUUUCCGCGAGUGCUCACCGUCGAUCGCUUGUGCUCUUUCUCCUCGUCCUCGUCCAGACGUUCUGCUCGUGUUCAGAUGAAGGUGAAGAAGCAGAAGAGGCACAGGAAGAUUCUCACAUUUUACACUUCUUGCUUUGAUUUUCGGAAGCCUUUCAAGGUUUUGUGUGAUGGAAAUUUUGUACACCACCUUCUUCAGAAUAAGAUAACUCCUGCUGAUAAGUCUCUUGCUAAUAUUCUAAAUUCUGAUGUCCAGCUCUUCACAACCAGAUGUGUUUUAGAGGAGUUGAAACGACUUGGUCGCUCAUUUACUGGGUCACUUGAGGCAGCUCGUCAACUUAAAAUUGCCAGAUGUGAGCACGAAAAAUGUGAGCAUGCUGCUAAAUGCAUAAUGGAGGUUAUUGGAGAAAACAAUUUAGGGCACUUUUUUGUUUGCAGUCAAGAUAUCGAACUGCGGAGACAGUUGCAACAGGUACCCGGUGUGCCUCUCAUAUACGGUCUCAGAAAUGCUCUUUUUCUCGAACCUGUAUCUGCAUUUCAAAGAGAAUAUGUUAAAACUUCAGAAGAAGCGAGAUCACAUAUAACUGACAUAGAGUAUCAAAUGCUCAAGAAUAAAUUACAAAAUACAUCAAAUGGUGAAGAAGCUGCAAAUUCUGCGGAUGAGGAAAAUGAUUUAGGGGAUCAAACUGAAGAUGUAAAGGCAGUGAAAAAGAAUCCUAGUGCAAGGAACGAAAUGGGCAUUAAGGAUAGACCUCAGUUCAAGAGGAAGAAAGCAAAGGGUCCAAACCCAUUAUCAUGCAAAAAGAAAAAGAAUAGUAAUGAAAACCAUAAGGUUGGUUUAUUGAAGUACACAAGAACAGGGUACAAGGUUUGUGCGUCAAUUUCAACUGAAGCUGAGAGAUUCCCCCCCCCCCCCGGGCGCAGAUAAGGAUUUAGUUAGUCAGGAAAUUGGUGCAGAGGCAUGUUUUAACAAGUGUAGUGAGUGUUACUAUUUAAUUUAACAAAUAUGUUAGUAUAUAUAGAAAAUAGUGUCAAUCUUGUAUGUUUCAUGAAAUUUGAGAAAUGUGUUGUUUUGUUUACAGCUCACGUAGAACUUUUUAGGGCCUGUUCUCUUGCUGAAAAGGAAUGGAAUGGAAUGGGUAGGAGAAAAAAAAAAGGAAAAAUAAAAAUGAAGUAAACUAUCUAAUUCUUCAUGGUAAUCAUGAAAAAUCUCAAUACCACAUAUUUCAAAUAUAGGAAUCACCACACCUAUUACAAACCUUAAUUAUCACAAUUCUCAAUCUCAUGAAUUAAAUUACUUAUCAUCCUCAUAAACAUGAUUGACUUAUCUCUUCUUCACUUCUUGAUUAUUAUAUUUUUAUUUUUAUUCUUUGAUCCAUUCAAUUCUUUUCUAGCAAGCAAACAAGCCUUUAGGGUUUUUAUAUUAUAGGGAAAAUUAGUCAUUUAGUUUUUAUAGUUUAAAUUUAGUCCUUGAAUUUUGACUUUGUUGACUUGAUUAAAACUCAAUCCCAAUGAUUUUAUCUAUUUAAAAUGUUGUUCCAUACAUUUCAGAAAAUAAAAUUAUAAAGUUAUUAUUAAAGCUUAGGAACUAAUGUUUCAAAUGGCUAAGACUAAGUUGCAAUGAAUGAAAGUUCAAGACUAAAUUACAAUUGAGAAUCAAAUUAUAGCAAUGGUGUUGUUUCGAGUUAAAGUUUAGGAAUUGAAUUAUAAUUAAGUAAAAAAAAUUUCGAGAUCUAAUGAUUUUUCCUAUAUUAUAUAUAUAGUAUAUAGAACAUUCUUGCAUGCAACAUGGAGUUUGAGAAAUGAGCCACGCUAUUCGUAACUCAUGAAUGUUGGAGUAUGUCUGAGUUUUUAUGUCAUGAACUUCAUGUUAGAGUUGUAUUUGUUAAAAACAAAUUAGAUGAUUGGGUUGAUAUAUGUUUCUUGAGCGUUUCUUAAGGGAUGUUGUG
Prosopis cineraria is the source of this 2217-nucleotide messenger RNA. RefSeq lists its product as uncharacterized. The transcript has 7 exons. Gene Ontology annotation, molecular function: small ribosomal subunit rRNA binding. Lineage: Eukaryota; Viridiplantae; Streptophyta; Magnoliopsida; Fabales; Fabaceae. Gene Ontology annotation, cellular component: nucleolus; small-subunit processome. The coding region runs from base 348 to 1196 and encodes 282 amino acids. The record is from RefSeq and is a predicted model, not a curated record.